GUUGUCUUAAAGGGGACGUAUCUAAAUCAGAAGCUUUGGUAAGAAAAGCGGGGAGGUUGCAAAGUAAGCGGAAAGCUGGCGGCAGGGUCCAGGGUCUGAAAGACAAGAAUUAGCAGAAUAGCCCAUUAUUUGAUUUUAAGAAAAUGCAGAAAUAAUGAGAGGGAAAAAUGAAGUUGGUCAGGUAAACAGAUUCCAAAAGCUGCUACUUCCACCAUGUAGGAUAUUAACCAGAAGGAAGGAAUUGUUAUCUGCUGCAGCACCUUGUGUAAAAAAAUAAUUUUUUUAAAAAGCCCAAAGUGACAUUCCCUUGUUCCUGUCCUUGGUUCAAUAACAGCAGAUGUUUCCCUCUAAGUUGUGAAAGUAGGAUGUUAGAAUAUCAAGAACAAGAGGAGCUGACUACUGUGCGUGUCCAAGAUCCUCGAAUACACAAUGAGGGCUCAUGGAAUUCUUAUGUGGACUACAAAAUUUUUCUCCAUACCAAUAGUAAAGCUUUCACAGCCAAGACAUCUUGUGUGCGCAGACGAUAUCGUGAGUUUGUGUGGUUAAAGAAACAGCUGCAAAGAAAUGCUGGCUUGGUGCCUGUCCCAGAACUUCCAGGGAAAUCCACUUUCUUCGCAGGUAACACUGAUGAAUUUAUUGAGAAACGAAGACAAGGAUUGCAACAGUUCUUGGAGAAGACAGUACAGAAUGUUGUACUCCUUUCAGAUAGCCAGCUGCACCUUUUUCUACAAAGCCAGCUCUCUGUACCAGAAAUUGAAGCUUAUGUGCAGGGUCGAGGCCCUAUGAGUGUCACUGAUGCUAUUCUCCACUAUGCCAGGUCCAACUGUGGUUGGAUUCAGGAGGACAGUCAUUCAGCUUUGCUGGCUGUGCAUGACUUUGGCAACAGUUUUGAUGAAGAAAGCCAAUUUGUCCAAAGUUCCAUAGAACCACUCCCUCAUUGGAGUGAUGUCAGCAUAGAUGACAACAAAUUGGAGAGUCCGUGUUCUGAGGAAGAUGACCAUCAACCAACAGGACUGCUGCAGGCUGGUUCCACAACAUCAAAUCACCACAUCAACAAUUAGAAUAAAAAGCCCAUUCAGGAUGUGCUUGAAGCUCAGCAUUAACUUUUGCCACUUUGUUGAAAAUUAUGUGGAUUAUUAGAACUCCAGGCACAAGUGUUUGGAUUAUCUCUAGCGGCUUGGGUGUGAACAAUUAGAAUUGAACAAUUUGAACAAUUAGAAUUGAGGCUUAUGAAUGCAGAAGUAGUUUUUGGGUAUCCUUUUUUUCUGUUCUUCCAUCAACUUUUUGCAUACUUUGACAAAUUAUCCUGUAUAGAAAAUUGCUCUGGCUUGUUGACUACGCUCUCUCCCCGCAUCCUCCAUAUCUAUAACUGAUCAUUCUUGUUGCAAAAAUCCAGCUGUCUUUUGUAUCAAAACUAUUUGCCUGUAGUACAACUUCUUUUUAAGAUGGUGCCAGAAAGCGCACCUGCUUGCCAUGGAUGCCAAAUCCACAUCUGAGUUCCUUGGUAGAUAUACACAGCUGGGCUAAAUAGCCAGACUCUCUUCCCAAUUCAUUAUUGCCGAAGCUGCUAAGAGGAGCAUGUUAUAAACAUACAAGGGAAACAAGGAACGAUAGUCUGUAUUCUUCUUAGUUGUUAGGUGAAUAUCUUGAGAAGAGUCCUGCUGUAUUUCAUUGCUUUGACACAGCACACAAUUUGACACGGAGACAGUAAUAAACCCCACCUUAUAUACUAAAUAAGAAUUGUACCUAUCUGCCUCUAAGUUCUCUUAUUCAUUGCUAUAGGAGCAGCAAAACAGCAAUUCUAUAAGUCUAGAUAUUUCAAUUUGCAGAUUUUUUAUUCGACUUGUCUGAUCUUUGAGCAAAAUAUUAAUAGAAUUGAAAUCAAUGGACUCUCAAGAGCUGGAAGAUCUUGCUUGAGAUGUUUUAAUCCCUCCCCCCCUCCAUUUCCACACACUACACAAUAGAAGUUAAGUAAUAGACCCAUGUUGUCUCUCUCCCAGUUUUUGUCCUUUAAACUGGGUAGGGAAAUACAAAUAAGGCAAUUUUUGGCACAAUAAAUUUUUAUCCUAGGGGCAGUGGCUUUUUUUUAGCUAAAGUACUUAAAGGUUUUUUUGUCUUCUUUGUGUUCCCUUCUUUUGUGAUAAUCUCAACAAAUGUACAUGAAAGCAAAAUAAUUAUUACUUAAAAAGAACUAGUACAUUGCCUAUUCCUCUCUUCCCACUCUAUCUUGUGAUUAUGUCAUUUUUAAUUUGAAUUUUACCUUUAUUAUAGAGCACACAAAGGAACAAUAUUUAAAGCUAUAGAGAAAACUAAAUAAAACAAAUAUUUAAAAUAAAAUUGUAA
This is a messenger RNA of Protobothrops mucrosquamatus (brown spotted pit viper), 2343 nucleotides long. It is a transcript of the gene SNX11, whose product is annotated as sorting nexin 11. The coding region runs from base 366 to 1061 and encodes 231 amino acids. Gene Ontology annotation, molecular function: phosphatidylinositol binding. The transcript has 9 exons. The record is from RefSeq and is a predicted model, not a curated record. NCBI's taxonomy places the organism in Eukaryota, Metazoa, Chordata, Lepidosauria, Squamata, Viperidae. Gene Ontology annotation, biological process: intracellular protein transport.